AUGGGUGACGCCUGGGAAGAUGACUGGGAAUCGCAAGCCGACAGACUGGACAGUGAACCCACCCCGCCUCCACCGGAAAAGAAAGUGUCGUCCAAAGUGAGCAAGGCCCAACGCCGCGCUCAACAGCUGGAAUUCAACCGCCAAUUAUGGGCGGAAGCCGAAUCCCCGCAAACCUUCCAUUUCUACGAAGCCGCCUCCGAUGUGCCCCUAAAACAGGAGUUCAAACCGACCGUCACGGUUCUUAGUCGCAAUCCAGUCAUCGCUACGAGACAAUCCUCUUCGGCCGCUGGGGCUGCCGCGAGUCUUGCGCGCUUGGAUCUGAACGCCGACGACUCAGACGACGAAAAGCCGCCGGAGCCUACCCCGGAGGAACGCCAGGCAAUGGCCUUGAAGAACCGGGAGGAGAAGCAGCGCAAGUAUGAGGAGGUGCGCGAAAGACUUUUUGGUUCACCGUCUGCCCCCACCUCCGGGGCAUCUUCACCACGAAGCGCGACCCCUCCUAGGCAAGAAGGCCGAGGGAAAGGGAGGGGCCGUGGAAAUGGGAGGGACAAUAACAAUCGAGAUCGGAGAGACCAGUCUGCCGCGUCAGGGAAGCCGAAACAACUCUACGACCCGGCCUCCCCCUCCAGCAGGCCCAAUUCGUCUUAUGGCAGAAGGGAUUGGCAGAGUGGUGAAACGAGCCAGGGCGAACAGCCGCAAUCCCCGCGCCAGCCAAUCCGCAACCCUCGCGGCCCAGAUAGUAGUGGAAGAGGUGGCUUCAGGGCACACCGGGGAGCAAAAACACCCUAG
Messenger RNA from Aspergillus mulundensis, 789 nucleotides. RefSeq lists its product as uncharacterized. The record is from RefSeq and is a predicted model, not a curated record. Bases 1 to 789 code for a protein of 262 amino acids. Lineage: Eukaryota; Fungi; Ascomycota; Eurotiomycetes; Eurotiales; Aspergillaceae. The transcript is spliced from 3 exons.